UACACACCGCACAAAGCGAUGGUUCUUGCGGACUUCUUGAUCACUACUGGCGCCGUACUAGGCUUCAUCUCGCUCUUCAAGAACGUACUCACCUUCGCCCAAUGGCUGUACGCCGCGUUCCUGAGGAAGCCGAAGGACUUGCGUGACUACGGCUCAUGGGCCAUCGUCACUGGCGCCACUGACGGCAUCGGGAAAGCCCUGGUGUUUGAGCUCGCCUCCAAGGGCCUCAACCUCAUGCUCGUCGGUCGGAACCCCAGCAAACUCGAGGCCACCUCGAGGGAGCUGAGGAUAGAUUCGGAGCAACCACCGAGACACUUUGUCCAGGUCAAGACCGUGGUCGCCGAUCUCGCGAAGCUGAGCGGAGAGGAGAUAGCGGCGGCCAUUGCAGGAGCGACGGAAGGGAUCGACGUCGGGUUGCUGGUCAACAACGCGGGGAUGGCUUAUCUCCCGAAAUACUUUCACGAGGUGGAUCGAGAGUUGACGGAGAGCAUGUUGAGAGUGAACGUCAACGCAGCGGUGUGGGCGACGAAGGGAGUGAUCGAUGGAAUGUUGAAGAGGAAGAGAGGAGCGAUCUUGAACAUGGGAUCUGGUUCCGCCAUGUAUAUCUCUUCGUUUCCUCUUUUGAACUUGUAUGCCUCCACCAAAGCUUUUCUGACAACAUUCUCAAAAAGCAUCAAUCUAGAGUACGAGGGACAAUGGAUUGAUAUUCAAUGUCAGGCUCCCUUUUUCAUUGCCACCAAAAUGACCAGGAUGAAGAGACGGUAUCUCUUCAUACCUUCGGCGGAGAUAUUCAGCAGAGCUAGCGUGCGGUGGAUCGGGUACAACCGGGUGUGCAACCCCUAUUGGUCGCACUCGGUUCAGGCGUUCGUGGCUUGCACGCUGGACACAAUCACCGUUUGGGGUCUCGAAUGUUACGCGAAAUGGGUGAGAGAUCGAGAAAGAUCGCAUCGUUAG
Molecule: messenger RNA, 954 nt
Organism: Eucalyptus grandis
Lineage: Eukaryota; Viridiplantae; Streptophyta; Magnoliopsida; Myrtales; Myrtaceae
Product: very-long-chain 3-oxoacyl-CoA reductase 1
Exons: 4
Coding region: 19-954 (311 amino acids)
Cellular component (GO): endoplasmic reticulum
Molecular function (GO): ketoreductase activity
Source: RefSeq, a predicted model, not a curated record